This is a messenger RNA of Culicoides brevitarsis, 1476 nucleotides long. RefSeq names its product deoxyhypusine hydroxylase (gene nero). Gene Ontology annotation, molecular function: deoxyhypusine monooxygenase activity. Lineage: Eukaryota; Metazoa; Arthropoda; Insecta; Diptera; Ceratopogonidae. Gene Ontology annotation, biological process: peptidyl-hypusine biosynthetic process. The record is from RefSeq and is a predicted model, not a curated record. The transcript has 2 exons. The coding region runs from base 82 to 987 and encodes 301 amino acids.
CGACAAAAACAAACCAAAGCAACGUGAUCAAAAAAAUUUUCUUCUUUUUUCCGGAUUUGCUCAAGAUUUUCCUUUGACACGAUGGUACAAUUUGACGACAAAAGUAUCGCCAGAAUCGGAAGUGUUCUAAACGACAAAAAUCGCCCUUUAAAAGAACGUUUCCGGGCAUUAUUCACACUAAAAAAUAUCGGAGGACCGGUUGCACUUGAAAACAUCUUCAAAGCAUUCGAGGAUGACUCAGCCCUACUAAAGCAUGAGCUGGCUUACUGCAUGGGACAAAUGCAAGACCCCCAAGGAAUUCCAAUGCUCGUCAAAGUUCUUGAAGAUGUCAAACAGGAACCGAUGGUCCGUCACGAAGCUGCCGAAGCCCUCGGUGCCAUCGGAGACCCCAAAGCCAAGGCAAUUUUGGAACAGUAUUGCUCCGAUCCCGUAAUUGAGGUCGCCGAAACCUGUCAGAUCGCCCUCGAACGUCUCAAGUGGCUGGAAAAUCGAGAUUUAGACAAAGACGAGAAUCCGUAUGCCUCGGUAGACCCUUCGCCAGCAAGUAGUUGCAAGGAUAUCCAGGAAUUAAAGAAAACCUUACUCGAUGACAACGAAAGUUUAUUCAAUCGGUAUCGCGCGAUGUUCAGUUUACGAAAUUUACGCACAGAUGAAGCCACAAUCGCUUUAGCGGCAGGUCUCAAAGGCAGCAGCGCGUUAUUUCGACAUGAAGUUGCCUUCGUUUUGGGUCAGUUGCAACACGAAUGCAGUGUUCCGUACCUGGCAGAGUCCCUAAACGACAAAAAUGAGAACGAAAUGGUGCGACACGAAUGCGCCGAGGCCUUGGGAGCGAUCGCCACCGAAGAAUGCAUCAAAAUUCUCGAGCCAUAUUUGAAGGACAGCAAAAGAGUCGUCAAAGAAAGUUGCGAAAUUGCCUUGGAUAUGUGCGAAUAUGAGAAUAGCCCGGAAUUUCAGUAUGCCAAUGCACUGCAAGUGACUCAAGAGUAACGACGACAAGUGAAAAAAACGCGUGAAUUGUACAAAAAUGGAAAUAAAAAAAAACCUUGAAUUGUGCAACAUUUUUCAUUCAUCGAUUUUUUCAGCACGUAGAUCCGAAACGAUUGAUAAUUAAUCACAAAUUUUGUUUGUUGGGAUUUUCACUCGGUAUUCGUGUUUGCCGCGUUUUCACAUGUUCCGAAAAUCACUCAGCAUGAAAUGAGCAUUUACGUGUUUUUUAAGGUCAAAAUAUUUUCGCGUCGACAGUUUUAGAGUGACUCGUAAUUUUUUGCAAAUUAAAUUAAUAGAAGAAAAUUCGCCGUAAAGAGAGUCACUCUAGUCACGUUUCCAUAGCGGGACAAGAAAAAGCGUGUUACAUUGAGUUACGACGAAUGUGUAAUUAAAGCAAUUGUCUGUCUUUUCAUAAAAAUUUUGCAAUGUAUAUUUACUUACACUUUCACACAUGAUUAAAUUCAAGCGGUUGUUAUGAAAUUUUUCCUA